Messenger RNA from Cryptococcus wingfieldii CBS 7118, 2784 nucleotides. RefSeq names its product importin beta-2 subunit. Gene Ontology annotation, biological process: protein import into nucleus. The record is from RefSeq and is a predicted model, not a curated record. Gene Ontology annotation, cellular component: nucleus; cytoplasm. Bases 1 to 2784 code for a protein of 927 amino acids. Lineage: Eukaryota; Fungi; Basidiomycota; Tremellomycetes; Tremellales; Cryptococcaceae. The transcript has 5 exons. Gene Ontology annotation, molecular function: nuclear import signal receptor activity; small GTPase binding.
AUGUCCUGGCAACCCUCCGAACAGGGCCUCCAGGAGGUCCUCGGCAUGCUCAGAGACACCUCCAGCACCGACUCCCAGGUGCAGCGCAACGUCGCCAGCCGCCUCGACCAGCUCCGUUAUGUCCCCGACUUUCUCGCCUACCUCGCCCAUGUUCUCAUUCACUGCACCACCGAGCUCGACUCUCACCGUGCUGUCGCCGGUCUGCUCCUCAAGAACGCCGUCAACCAGCGCUCGGGCCCGCCCUCGAACGAGAAUGAUAUCCGGGCAAUGGCAUACGUCAAGAGCACCGUCUUGACGGGUCUCGCCGACCCGGAUCAGAUCGUCAGGCAGACGGUUGGGACAGUCAUCAUGUCAUUGAUCUCGAAUGAAGAGUCUGCCGGGUGGAUGGAGGCGCUCGAGGUCUUGACAAACGGCAUGAACUCGUCAGAUCCCAAUGUGGUCGAGGGUUCUUUCAACACGCUACAAAAGAUUUGUGAAGACGCCCCUCACAAGCUCGAUUUCCCAUGGGAAGGCCGAGACUUCCUUGAUCUCAUCGUCCCCCUCUUCAUCCAGAGCACCGGGCACGAUAACGCCAAAGUCCGCUUGUAUGCCCUCAACAUCCUGCAAUCUCUCCUCUCCAUCCGUGUCAAUGCCCUCAACGCCAACAUUGACACCUACAUCUCUGCCCUCUUUGCCCGCGCUGGGGAUGGCUCCAGCGAUAUCCGGAAAUCUGUCUGCGCCAGUUUGGGCCUGAUCCUUGCCUCGCGGCCGGACAAGCUUGUUCCUGAGAUGAACAACGUCGUGCAGUACAUUGUGUACUGUACAAAGGACAAGGACGAAGCUGUCGCCCUCGAGGCCUGCGAGUUCUGGUUGACCUUUGCCGAAGACCACAACUUGAAAGAGCAACUUCGCCCUUACCUCGCCCAGGUGGCCCCGCUCUUGCUCGAUGGCAUGGUUUACUCCGACUAUGACAUUGCCGUGCUCGACAUUGACGAGUACGAUGAAGAUGUUGCCGACAAGGAAACCGAUAUCAAGCCGAGAAACUACUCUUCCAAGGUCCACGCGUCUCACGAGUCCAACGACCCCUCGUCUUCCAAAGCCCAGGGAGUGUCGCGAGAAGCCGCCGACAAGGCGUUUGAUGAUGACGAAGAAGAGUAUGAUGAGGAGGACGAUGAUGAUGAUUUCUUUGAUGACGAAGAUGCCACGGGAGAGUGGAACAUUCGAAAGUGCUCUGCGGCGGCAUUGGAUGUGAUGGCGGUGUCUUUUGGUACGGAAGUUUUGGAGAUCUUGUUGCCGUUCUUGAGGGACAGGCUUUUCGCCGAGGAUUGGACUGUGAAGGAGAGUGGCGUGUUGGCUCUCGGUGCUAUUGCUGAAGUAGGUUGUAUCGCCGGCCUUGAGCCCCACCUUCCCCAGCUCAUUCCUCUCCUCAUCACUUGUCUCAAGGACAAGAAGGCGCUCGUCCGAUCCAUCACCUGUUGGACUCUUGGCCGAUACGCCAGCUGGAUCGUCCAAACCAACCCCCAGGACAAGACUGCCUACUUUUUCCCUGCCAUGGAAGGUCUUCUUACCAUGCUCCUUGACCACAACAAGCGAGUACAGGAAGCGGGUUGCUCUGCUUUCGCUACCCUCGAAGAGGAGGCCGGAGCCGAGAUGGCGCCUUUCCUCGAGCCGGUGCUCCAGAAUUUGACCCAUGCUUUCAGCAAGUACCAGCAGAAGAACUUGUUGAUCCUCUACGACGCCAUCGGAACGCUCGCCGACUCUGUUGGCGGUGCACUUGGUCAACCUGCCUACCUCAACAUCUUGAUGCCUCCCUUGAUCGAAAAGUGGCAGAGAUUGGAAGACAACGACCCCGACCUCGUGCCCUUACUCGAGUGCAUGUCUUCUGUCGCUAUCGCUGCCGGUGCUUCCUUCAUCACCUUUACUGCGCCCGUCUACCAACGCUGUCUCAACAUCAUCCACUCGACCCUUCAGCAAUACUCUGCCUUUGAGCAAGACCCUGAUGGAGUGGAGGAGCCCGACAGAACGUUCAUCGUCGUCGCGCUCGACUUGCUGUCUGGUUUGGUCCAGGGUAUGGGCGAGCAGAUCCACCCCUUGAUCGUCGAAGGCCAGCCGCCUCUGCUACACGUCCUGCUCCUCUGCUUGACGCACACUGAGCCGCCUAUCCGCCAGUCUGCCCAUGCGCUCUUUGGUGACAUGGCCAUCUCGUGCUUCCCCAUCAUCAAGCCGCUUGUGCCCCAGAUCAUUCCCGCCGUCAUCGAGCAGAUCGUUGUCGACGUCCCCAUAGACUGCAUCAGUGUGUGUAACAAUGCCGCCUGGGCUGUCGGUGAGGUCGCUUUGCAGUACAGCUCGGACGCCUCUCCUCUCGAGCCAUUCGUGCCCGGCCUGAUCCAGAGGCUUAUCCCCAUUUUGACGAGCCCCAAGUCGCCCAAGAGCUUGAGUGAGAAUGCGGCUGUCACCAUCGGCCGAUUGGGUCUGGUGUGUCCAGCGCUGGUGGCUCCUGAGCUUCCCAACUUUGCGCAGGCUUGGUGCACGGCGUUGUGGGAGAUCAAGGACAACGAUGAGAAGGACUCGGCGUUCAGGGGAUUGUGCAUGAUGAUCAGUGCCAACCCUGACGGUAUCCACGGCAGCUUUGUCUUCUUCUGCAACGCUAUCUGCAAGUGGCAGAACCCGUCCGCUCAGCUUGACAGCAUGUUCCGAUCGAUUCUGCAAGGCUUCAAGUCUGGUCUCGGCGCCGGCUGGGAAUCUCAAAUCUCCAACUUCCCUCCAGUCAUCCGCCAACGUCUCGCUGAGCGAUACGGUGUCUAA